AUGCAGCCAGCCUCUUACCACUCGGAGCCCCAGUACGAGGAAGAGGCCAAGCCGUUCGCUUACGACUACGCCGUCAACGACCACUACACCGGCACUAACUUCGCUAAGAACGAGAAGAGCGAUGGCCACAACACCCAGGGAUAUUACUCGGUGGCUCUGCCCGACGGCCGUGUCCAGCACGUGAAGUACGUCGCCGAUAACUACGGCGGCUACAACGCUGAGGUCACCUACGAGGGAGAGGCCCAGUACCCCGAGUACCAUCCCGCCCCUGCCUACAAGGCUUCUGCCCCUGCCUACAAGGCUGCCGCCCCUGCCUACAAGGCUGCCGCCCCGGCCUACAAGGCUUCUGUCCCUGUCUACAAGCCUGCUUACAGCUCCCCCACCCCGGCGUACAAGGCCGCGGCAUAUUAG
Messenger RNA from Pollicipes pollicipes, 411 nucleotides. Its product is annotated as cuticle protein 7-like. The record is from RefSeq and is a predicted model, not a curated record. Bases 1 to 411 code for a protein of 136 amino acids. NCBI's taxonomy places the organism in Eukaryota, Metazoa, Arthropoda, Thecostraca, Pollicipedomorpha, Pollicipedidae. Gene Ontology annotation, cellular component: extracellular matrix. The transcript is spliced from 2 exons.